Messenger RNA from Botrytis porri, 1155 nucleotides. RefSeq lists its product as uncharacterized. NCBI's taxonomy places the organism in Eukaryota, Fungi, Ascomycota, Leotiomycetes, Helotiales, Sclerotiniaceae. The record is from RefSeq and is a predicted model, not a curated record. Bases 1 to 1155 code for a protein of 384 amino acids. The transcript has 2 exons.
AUGAUGGCUUCAGUCUUUCCCUUGAGAAAAAUCACCACCGCUCAGUUACAGGAACUUACUAAAGCCUUGUGGUUCUGGCAUAUAUGUAUAGACUGCCAAUUAGGAAUUCCUUGCACAACAUCCGAUUGCUCUUGGUGUAGAUCAACAGUCCUCGGUUCAUAUUUUGAGUUCUUCAAAAGUUCCGCAUACAACUACAAGUACAACCUAACUCCUGGUCAGAGUCCAGGGCUCGCAUGUUUCGAAGACUUAUUAAGGAUUAUCAAAGUCCUUAAAGCGUACCCUGAAUAUACUAAAGCGGAGUUGUUGGAAGCACUCUUCACUGAUCGUCCCGCGCGGGCCGAUCAAGAGCGCGCUCUCGAUCUUGCUGCUCAAGUAGUCAUGAUGGUCAAUUGCUCUGAAUCUCGCCAAUCCUCUGUCUUGAUGGAGUACGGUACUCAAGGAGCUCGUUGGUAUUACGAAGAUUGCUAUAUAUCUUUUCUCCAUGACGUCUUCCCCAAAACCGCCCAUUCAAGCAUUGAUGAAGUGAAGGACAAGCUGCGGGCUACCAAAUUGAAAAAGCAUGCAGGCCUCAGAUUCCAAGCAACAAAUGAUUUGAGGAAUCAUUUACGACUUGACCAAAAGGCUGGGGUCGUCGAAAUCUUCCACCAAAUUGCUUUUUUGAAAGAGCACUUGAGGCUUUCGAAAGAGAGACCGUCAAAUAUGUCUGCCCCUGACCUUAUCAUAGAGGGUUUGCUCCCUCGUGCACUCGCUCUCGAGGUGCUCGAUUCUAUACAAAAGAUACUUUUCCCCCUCGCGGAUGUCAAGAACAAAGAGCUUCUAUUAUCUCUUACUUCACCCUUGACUUGCAACUUCGAUACCGAUAUGCUCAGGUAUGAGAGCGUGUCAAUUCGCAAACCUGAGGAGCAGAAUAUCCAGUAUCAUUAUUUCGGGGCACGAUUGGCAGAGCUACACCAAGAAUUAAUGAAUCCGACUCCUAGAGGUGUUGAGAGAUGGUUCGAGAGAAAAAGCAGUCCGAGAUUCGUGAUGAUGGCUACCAUCGCCGGUGUUAUGUUUGCGAUUUUCCUAGGGUUGUUGAGCCUGGCUUUGGGCGCCUUUCAGGCUUAUGUUGGAUAUAUGGCAUGGAAGCAUCCUGUUCAAGCACCAUCUGGUUCAUAG